This is a messenger RNA of Paramecium sonneborni, 2233 nucleotides long. The record is from the annotation of a GenBank genome assembly. NCBI's taxonomy places the organism in Eukaryota, Ciliophora, Oligohymenophorea, Peniculida, Parameciidae.
AUGCAAUCAGAGAUUCCUUAGAAUUAUAUUGACUAGACACAAACACUCCUUAGAUACAACAAAACUAUUUAUUCUUUUGAAUAAAUUGGAAUAUUCUUUAUCGUCUUACGAUCUAUUAGAAUUGUACAAUCUUUUUAAUAUUGAGAUAUCAAAUGUGAUAAUUACUAAUCUCUUGCCUUUCAAAUUGAUAAUCCUGUACAAACCAUAUAUGUUGAAUUUGUAUUAUUUUUGUGGCGUCGCGCUAUUUGCUUAUCUUAGAUUCGGAACAGAAGGAACUUAAAUACCUUAUGAUUAAAUAGAUUCAACGAAUGGCAAAUAUUAUUAUCUCUUUGGAACUAAUUCUAAUAUUAAAAUUGAAAAUUAAUACUACUUAAAUUCCAAUUAUACUUCCAUCUUAUUGCAUGACUGUGACUUUACACUUUUUUUCCUUUUACUUUUGAUUAUUUUAUGCAUUCCAUAUAAAUUCGCCAGGAAAUGGCCAAAAUUCUUUUGGGAAUUAACUAUUUAUUAUAUAGAAGGAAGCAUUUUUGAAUUAACUUUAGGUAGUGUUGGCUAGAUAACGUAAAAUAUUUAAAAUCAAUCAAAGGAUCCUUUAGAUAUAAUAUUUAGUGUCAUUGGAGGAAUCUUACUAAUAUUUUACUUUUUUAUCAUUAUAAGACCUUUGAUAACAUUAAAAGAUGAAUCAAAGAAAGAAUUCUUAAAUUAUUUUUCAAGAGUUUAAUUGUCUAAAUAAAAUAAAAUUCCAUACCUGAUUCAUUAUUCCCUUUUUAUUUUAAACGAGCUUUUAAUGGGUAUAUCUCCAAUAGCAAUAAAUAAUUUUUUAAUAGCAUUCUAUUUUGAAAUAGGAGUAUAUGGAAUAUUAAUUUUAUUACAGAUUUUUAUGAUUUUUUAAUGUAAAGAUCUUAAGAAUAGAUUAAUAAAUAUUGUUAAUAUACUAUCAUAUUGCAUUCUUAUUUCAUCAUAUGUUUUAAUUUAAUUUGAAAAUUAUGAAUUAGGUUUUAUAAUCUUAAUUUUAUUAUCAGUUUAUUUUAUACUAAAUUUGGUAAUUUCAAUACUUUAAAUCACUGUCUUAAGUUUGAAUGGAAAGAAUAAUGAAAUUAAAAAGGUAAAUUCAUAAAAUGAAUAAAAUGUAAAUUUAUAAACAAAUAUCGAAUUGCAAUCAGUUACUUUAUAAUUAGAUUAAUCAUAAUAAAUAAUUUAAACUGUUUAAUAAUAGUCAAAAUUUAUGUUAACUUCAUAAAUUUCAAAUAUCCAUCAUUCUAAAUAAUAAGCUUCUUAAUUCAACAGUCACAAUACAAGUACUGAUUUUUUAAAGGAGGAUCAUCCAAUAAUUAAUAAUUAAAUUUAAAAAGAUCUUUUUUUAAUAAAGAGAUAGUUGUGUCAUGAAAUUUCAUAGUUUAUUGAUAAAGGAUAAGUAAAAAUAAAUAAAAUUUUAUUAUAAUUUAAAUUCUGUGUAAAAGUCUUAAAUGGUGGACAUGAGAUAGAUUAGAAAAUAUUAAAAAGAAAUAAUAUUGGAAAUAAGAUAAUUGGAGUACAUACAUUUACUUUAGAAUGUACAUAAAAUUGUGAAAUAGAAGAAAUGUAAAUAAAAACAUAUUACAGUGAUCAGUUGUUGUAAAGAGAUAUAAAGUUGGUAAAAAAAUAAAUGUAGAUUGGUCAGAGUAUUGAAGUGAGUCAUUAGCAUUAAUUUGAAUAGAGUGAUACUUGGAAUGAAAAAUUAGCUAUAAAAUUAGUAAUAGAUUCUAAGAUAUAUCGAUUUUCUAUUUGUAAUAACGAAUUAAAAUUAAUAUAAUUGUCUGCUCUUACUUGGAAGAGUAUUUAGAAAUUAAUGGAUAAUGGAAUAUAAAAACAUAUAGUUUUAUUUGAGUAACGAUUAGAGAGAUUUAAUUUUGAAAAAGUGAUUUAGUUUAGCAAACAUUAUUAGUUAUAUCAUCAUAAAAUAACUUCAGCAGAAUCAGAAUAUAGAAAUCAAGAAUUAUUCUCGAAUUUCGGUAAGAUCCAGUUAAUAAUUCCAGGAACUCCAUACAUUCGACUGAUUCUUAGUAUAGAACAAUAAAUCAAUCGAGAAUAUUUAAGUAGUCCUCAAUAUAUAGAAUCUAAUAUUGAUUUAAAAAGGGUUUAAUACAUAAUUGUGAGUAUUUAUGCUAAGAAAUCUUCUCAUUAAUUGGGUUAUGCACAUAAAAGAGUGUGUGAGUAUUAUGGAAAAGAAUUGAUUAAUUAUUUUAACUAAUGA